Messenger RNA from Sitodiplosis mosellana (orange wheat blossom midge), 2011 nucleotides. It is a transcript of the gene nop5, whose product is annotated as nucleolar protein 58. Lineage: Eukaryota; Metazoa; Arthropoda; Insecta; Diptera; Cecidomyiidae. Gene Ontology annotation, molecular function: snoRNA binding. Gene Ontology annotation, cellular component: small-subunit processome; box C/D methylation guide snoRNP complex. The transcript is spliced from 5 exons. The coding region runs from base 196 to 1815 and encodes 539 amino acids. The record is from RefSeq and is a predicted model, not a curated record.
GCUGUCAUUCUGCUAAUCACUUGUGUCAGUAGCUUGCGUUCAUUUCCGUACGGUUCACAACAUACGCACAUGUGUUGCAUCGUGAGUACCGAUAGUCCGACCGAGAAUAUUCAACUGAUAGCAUUUUAUUCACAAGGGAAAAUCGAAAAAAAAAAUCUCAGGAAAAGCACAAAUUGAUUCACAAAAUUAGGAAAAAUGUUUGUUUUAUACGAAACACCGGCAGGUUAUGCCAUUUUCAAGCUAUUGGACGAUAAAAAGUUGAAUCAAGUCGAUAAUCUUUAUUUGGAGUUUGAGACGCCAGAAAAGGCCAACAAAAUUGUGAAACUCAAACAUUUCCAAAAGUUUGCCGACACAACUGAGGCUUUGGCCGCAGCAACGGCUACGGUCGAAGGAAAAGUAUCGAAAACGUUGAAAAAAACGUUGAAGAAGCUCAUCGUCGAAGAUGUUCAAAAUGAAUUGUUGGUGGCCGAUGCCAAACUUGGUAAUGCCAUCAAGGAUAAACUGGAUUUGCAGUGUGUAUCGAACAGCGGUGUACAAGAGUUGUUGCGUUGCAUCCGAUCACAGAGCGAAAGUCUAUUGGCCGGUCUACCAAAGAAGGAGAUGACCGCCAUGGCUUUGGGUUUGGCUCACUCGUUGUCACGUUAUAAACUCAAAUUCUCGCCCGACAAAAUCGACACAAUGAUCGUGCAGGCACAGUGUUUGCUCGACGAUCUCGACAAGGAACUCAACAACUACUUGAUGAGAGCCCGUGAAUGGUAUGGUUGGCAUUUUCCCGAACUCAGCAAAUUGAUCACCGACAAUAUUGCAUUCGUGAGAACGAUUAAACUGGUCGGCACACGUGAUCACAUGGCCACCACCGAUUUAUCGGACAUUUUGCCAGAAGAUGUCGAAGAGAAGGUCAAGGAAGCCGCCGAAAUUUCGAUGGGAACAGAAAUCUCCGAAGAGGAUAUUUUGAACAUUCAAUCGCUUUGCGAUGAAAUCAUAUCAAUCAACGAAUACCGUACACAUUUGUCUGACUACUUGAAAGCGCGUAUGUUGGCCAUGGCACCAAAUCUCACAGUUUUGGUUGGUGAAACAAUUGGCGCACGAUUGAUUGCUCAUUCCGGAUCACUCGUCAAUUUGGCCAAACAGCCAGCCUCAACGGUUCAAAUCUUAGGUGCGGAGAAAGCGUUGUUUCGUGCAUUGAAAACGAAAAAGGACACACCGAAAUAUGGUCUAAUCUACCACGCUCAAUUGAUUGGUUCGGCUAGUUUGAAGAACAAAGGAAAAAUGGCACGUUCAUUGGCCGCAAAAGCAUCGUUGGCAACACGUUUGGAUGCAUUCGGUGAAGAUGUUCAAUAUGAAUUGGGUGUUGAACACAGGGCCAAAUUGGAGACACGAUUGCAUCUAUUGGAAGAGGGUAAUUUGCGACGUUUGUCGGGCACAGGCAAAGCAAAGGCCAAAUUAGAGAAAUACCAUGUGAAGACGGAAGUAUUAAGCUACCCAUCAGAAGCAGACAGCACAUUACCAACAACCAGUGGACAAAGUAAGAAGCGUAAGCUCAUCGAAGAGAUCAGCGAUGAGCCGGCCGAAGUUAAGGAAGAGCCACAAGAAGAGGGCGAGAAAAAGAAAAAGAAGAAGAAGAAGAAUAAGGACGCCGAUGAAUCAGUAGUCGAAGCUGAGGAACCGCCAAAGAAAAAGAAGAAAGUCAAAACCGAGGAAGCCGAAGAGACUGAAAUGGAUGUGACGGUCGAAGCAGACAGCGGCGAACCAAGCGGUGAAAAGAAAAAGAAAAAGAAAAAGAAGAAAAACAAGGCCGACGACGAUGACGAAUGAACACACCGCAUAGAAUUUCGAUUAUAUUUUUUUCGUUUCUUAGUUAAGUUUCUGAAUACAAAACCUUUUUUUUCGCAAAGAACCAUUUUUUUUGUUGGAUUUCCCACAAUUUACAAGUGUCGAAUUAUUUUCAACGCAAAUAUAACAAAAUAAAAAUAAACCAUUGAAUUAAUAACGAAUUCAGACUGUCGUUAAA